AUGCUCCGAGGGAAUCAGAGAUAUCGAAAAUUAUUCGACGGGAAAAAAAAACAAGAGCAGAGAAACGUCGCGCAGACGAAUUUUUUUGAAAAGGCAGGCGGUGAGCCUGGCCCAUUCCACCACCAACCUCAGAUCGAAACCUCCACCCUCAUAGCUCAGGAACCCACGUUCAAUUCUCCCCCGUCUUCCUGCACCCAGUGA
Molecule: messenger RNA, 201 nt
Organism: Penicillium mononematosum
Lineage: Eukaryota; Fungi; Ascomycota; Eurotiomycetes; Eurotiales; Aspergillaceae
Exons: 2
Coding region: 1-201 (66 amino acids)
Source: RefSeq, a predicted model, not a curated record